Molecule: messenger RNA, 2130 nt
Organism: Penicillium alfredii
Lineage: Eukaryota; Fungi; Ascomycota; Eurotiomycetes; Eurotiales; Aspergillaceae
Exons: 4
Coding region: 1-2130 (709 amino acids)
Biological process (GO): negative regulation of transcription by RNA polymerase II
Cellular component (GO): Sin3-type complex
Molecular function (GO): histone deacetylase binding
Source: RefSeq, a predicted model, not a curated record
AUGGAGGUGGCCGAGAGCGGAAAACGGGCCUCCGUUGGUGCCGCCACGGGGGCCGAGUCUACAAUGCCCAAUGGCGAGCGGAAUCCAUUCUUGGAUGACCCCCUAAUGGAUGAUGGACGAUCAAGUAGCUUGAGCGAAAUUGAUGACGUCUCCGAUAAUGAGCCGUCCGAUUUUGAGGAUCCCGUGAAACCGGAAAAACCGCUGGAGAACGAUUCGGAGGCGGAAACCGAGCGCAUCGAUGAUUCUCCUCAUAACAUUCGAAAACGAGACAUUGUGGUGAGCGCGGGCAGCGCUGGACCGAGCCCGAGCAAGCUUCAUCAGUCGACGACGGUAGACGAUGUCGACGAAGCGCAUGUUGCAGAUGAUUCGCCGAGCAAGCCGCGGCGGUCUUCCAAGAACAAUGGCGUUGCCGAUCACCCCGAGAUGGAUGAUGUCGAGCUUCCCGAUAGUGUCGGCAAGAAACGAAAACGCGUCGAUGCUGGCGACGAAACCGGCACUGAACUAGGCGACGAAGAGCCGUUGAGGAAGCGCCGGAGCUCACUCAAGAGUGACUUGAGCGAUCCAAUGGAUGACGAUGCGCCGUUGUCGCCGGAGCCGAUAGAAGACCCCACUAUUGCGCGCGACGAUACGCCAGUCGACGAUGCCCCGGAGAUCGACAUACCAGCCGCUUCGUCGAAAAGCAAAAAGGGCAAAAAGGGUAAGCGAAAAGGCAAGAGAGUUCCUGACGCGGAUGAGGAGACCGAAGCUGGUGGUAUUGAAGCCGCUACAGAGGACGUCGCUGAUGAGAAUGUUGGUGAAGACGACGAACCUGCGGAACAGGUUGAGGACGCCGAUGAUGCUGAAGCCACUGCUCGGGUUGAAGAAGAAUCCGUGAAAAAGAUGUCUGCGAUGGAGUCUCUCGCGACGUUGGAGAAAGAAUUUGCAACAUUGCGUGACAAGAUUUAUGACGAACGGAUUUCCAAGCUCAACCGCGAGCUGGAGAUGCUGACCGGGCCGAACCCAACCCACCCCGAGUACCUGCGCCAGGUGGAGUGUGUAGAACGACAUCGGGACGCUAAAACUACAUAUGAACACACGUUGUACCGAUACCGCAUGAAGUCCCUUCUGAACAAGGGACUGGCCGAGCGAGCGCAGGCACAUAGCACCUACUUCCAACGGAUUCGAGACGUUCGUGAACGGCAUUCCAGUGCGAUUAGCAGACAGUUCUAUGCGAUUCAGCAUGAUCGCUUCAAGACAGACGAACUCAGCCCACAUCAUAUCAUUCCGUUCCCCACCCGUCGGUCGCAGCAAAUCGCGCACCAGACCGCAUACAACCAAGAAGUUUCGGUCAUGGCCGGUGUCGCGAAAUAUGUUGGCUUUCCUGCUGCGCCCACCUUGCUUGGGGCGCGUUCGUCCGAACUUGAUGACGACCUUGAAAAGAUGGGAAUAUCUGUCGAGUCUCGAGCCUCGGCUCCACGGCAUUCGUCGGCGUUGCCGCCACGGGGUGCGAUGUCUGCCAUGUCGUCUAAUGCUUUCCGCACAGCCGCCGAGGAAGCCUUCUUGGAGCAGACACCCUGGGCCAACCCACAACAUCCCAUCCACCAACAGCAGGCACAUCAGCAGUUGUCGCAACAGCCACAGCCUCAGGCCCGUCCCCUAGAACAAGCACAACCGUCCUCAUAUGCAACUCCAGCAGCUCAGAAGCGGGUGGUAGAUGUCAAUGCGCCGAAUGGAUCCGCAUCCACCAUUCCCGAGAACCUCUCCGCAGCUAAUUCGUCGGCGAACAACACCCCCUAUGGCACCGAGCAGGAGCCACGACAUCAACAGCAAGGGCCUUUUCGAAAUCCUGAAUAUGACACCGAGCACAAGUCUGGGUUCCGGUCAUUAAGCUCCUCGCCGUUGGAUGUCCGGAAAGCACACCCUCACCCUCCACAUUCUCUCGAGCAUCGAUCGCUUGCUGCUGACGCCACCUCCAACCGCAACCCCAUCUUCUCUCCAUCUCCAGCUCGGCAGGGCUUGUUCUCAUCCUCAGCGGCACCAAACCGAGACCCUUCCCCGUCUAUCCCGUCCAAACCGGUUGAUGCCCAUUAUCGGGCCCACCAAUCGGGCAUCUCAACAGGGCCAGGUUCCAGCCAAAUACCGUCUCGAUGA